GGUCCCGCCCGGGGUCCCGCCCGGGGUCCCACCGGCAGUAGUGCCCCAGCGUGGAGCCCCCUGGGAUCCUCAGCACCCCUGGAGCGCAUCCCGCAGACCUCAGGGAUGUUUGAGAGGCUCCCAGGCGGAUCCCAGAUCUCCUAUGGAGAUCCCCAGUUGCCCCCCGACCAGAUCCCAGAUGCCUCUGGCACCGCGUGGGUGCUCCAGCAAGGAGCCAGCAUCCCUUAGGGACCUGGGAGCAGCCUCCUCGGGUUGCUCACGGCACUUGGGGCGGAGCAGCUUAAGUGCCGCCAGCACCCAGGGGUGCCGUGGCCGCAGGGACACCCGUGGGUGCCGCCCAGCCCCGACCCAACCUGUCCCCACGGCACACAUCGCCACGAGCCCUGUCCCGGCGCAGAGGGCGAGGUGGUGACGCUCCCCUGUCCCUCGCAGCAUCCGCCGUGUCCCCAGGCUGCCCGUGACCGAGAGCGGGGCGGUGGCAGCGUGGGGACAGCCCGGCGCAGGCCGGCGGGUGCCCGCGGGGCAGAAGGAGCCAACGGGGAGAAGCGGGAGCAGGAACCGGUCUGGCAGCCCCACCAGCCAGCCGCUGGUUUCGGUUAAAGCCGCCCAAAGCCACCGGAGGAGCCACGUUCCCGCCGGCUGCCCUUAACUCCUGGCUGCCCAAACGCGUGCCGGGGGCCGGCGCCCGCUGCCCACCCUGCCCUCGAGGGCAACGGGACCGUGACCGAACCGGGCCCUGUGCCACGGCUGAUGCCACCACCCGGCGCCCGUGACGGGCGGGUGGCUGCGGCUGGGGCUCAACCCCGGGUUCCCCCCGUCAUGAAUAUUCAGGGGCCGGUGGCGAUGGCCGACAGCCACGGCUGGUGGAAGUUAACCUUCCUGCGGAAGCGCCGCUCAGUGCCCACGGUGCUGUACGAGAGCCCCGACGGCCCCGCCGCUGCCGGCGGGGACAGCCAGGAGGCGCCGGGCGAGGAGGGGCCGCCAGGCUUCACCGCCCGGCUGGAGAAGAUCGUGGACAAGAGCACCAAGGGCAAACACGUCAAAGUUUCCAACUCGGGGCGCUUCAAGGAGAAGAAGAAAGUGCGGGCGACGCUGGCAGACAACCCCAACCUCUGCGCUGCCGGGGAGCGGGAGGAGAAAUGAGCCCACCGGUUGGCACCCCUCUGGCCACCACCGCCGGUUGCCCAGCCUGCCCUUGGCUCUGCCCCUCCUGGGGAUGCUGGACCCUGAAGCUCCAGAAGGAGAAGGGACUCAGACCGGAGCUCAUUCAAGGGAGAAGCAAAGACCCUGUUUAAUCGCAGCCCCCCCGGGGCUCGCAGCACGCCGGGGGCGGAGGGAGAAUUGUCCCUUUCGGUCCCCCACGGGCAGCAGGAGGCCACUGGGGCUGACUGGUUCAUACUGGGAUUAGGAUGUUCAGCCCACUGGAGCCCAUCGCUCACCCAGCUCUGCCCUGAGCACAACGGCCCCGAUCCCAGUCCCCACCGGGGAGAAGGAGACUUGGGAGACCUCCAGCCCGGGAGGCUGCUUGGCCACGGGCAAAGCCACCAGCGCCACGUCCUCACCGGCAGUCGCCCCCAGAACAGGGGAUGUGACACCUCCCUGCCCCGAGGGAACAGUCC
Molecule: messenger RNA, 1619 nt
Organism: Pogoniulus pusillus (Red-fronted tinkerbird)
Lineage: Eukaryota; Metazoa; Chordata; Aves; Piciformes; Lybiidae
Gene: PRR15L
Product: proline rich 15 like
Exons: 2
Coding region: 751-1143 (130 amino acids)
Source: RefSeq, a predicted model, not a curated record